UAUAGUAUGUGCAUUAAUGGAACUCUCUGAAUACUGAAUAAUACUUCUCACUUUCUCUCUAGCAAUCUUCUUAUAGCUACACUUGUUCACCUGUUCAUUCUCAAUCUUCAGGCUUUGUUGUGAAAACUCACGCUCUGUCAAAUUUCGAUUUCAACUCUCCUCCAUACUACUCCAAUACAGAACAAUCGGAGCUCCGUGCUUCGGAUAUUUGGAGCUCCGACAUGUCCGCUUCUUCCAAUGGCGGGAAAUAUUAUUGCGAUCGGUCUGUUUCUAAUGCUGCCAUGAAAGUGCAGAAAGUUUAUAGGAGUUAUCGUACGCGGCGCAUGUUAGCGGACUCUGCUGUGGUAGCUGAAGUGCUCUGGUGGCAAGCCAUAGAUUAUGCUCGAUUGAAUCACAGUACAAUUUCUUUCUUCAAUUUCUUGAAACCAGAAACGGCCUCUUCCCGGUGGAAUCGCAUAUGCUUAAAUGCUUCCAAGGUGGGUAAAGGUCUAUCCAAAGAUGCCAAAGCUCAAAAAUUGGCAUUUCAACACUGGAUUGAAGCAAUUGACCCACGCCAUCGUUAUGGGCAUAACUUGCAUAUUUAUUAUGAAGAAUGGUGUAAAACUGAUUCUGGUCAGCCCUUCUUCUUUUGGUUGGAUCUUGGAGAUGGCAAAAAGGUUGAUCUCAACGAAUGUUCAAGAUCUAAGCUUCAGAAGCAAAGUAUCAAGUACCUAGGACCUCAAGAGAGAGAACAUUAUGAAUAUAUCGUUGCUGAAGGGAGAAUUGUGCAUGCAAAAACUGGAAAUCUUCUUGAUACUACUAAAGGGUUGCCAAGGGCAAAGUGGAUUUUUGUGAUGAGCACGUCAAAAAGACUCUAUGCUGGUGAAAAAAAGAAAGGAAUGUUUCAUCAUUCCAGCUUUCUUGCUGGUGGGGCUACUUCAGCUGCUGGAAGACUAGUGGUAGAGGAUGGAAGAGUCAUCUCUAUUUCAGCAUAUAGUGGACAUUAUCGGCCAACGGAAGAUAGACUUGACAGCUUUUUAUCAUUUCUCAAUGAAAAUGGGGUCAACCUGGAUGAAGUCGAGAUUGGAAAGGCAAAUGAAGCCUAUGAAAGCUAUGAUGAUGGGAUGUCUAUUGAGAGUGGCUCUGCAUCUGAAUUUUCAGCUCUAUCAAAUUCUCCUUCUCAAGCUGAUUUUCUAAAGGAAGGGGAAGAAAGCCUUCUCUUGGUAUCAGAUGGAAAUCUGGUAGCUCAAACAAGUAGGUAUAACCGAUCGCUCUCGGGUGGUCUUCAUAUCCCAAUAGCAGAUGUGCCAAAGACUGCAAUACUGCGAAGGAUCCAUUCCGAGAAGUCCACAAAGUCGUAUCAACUGGGGCAUCAACUUUCCAUGGCGUGGUCAACAGGUGCUGGACCAAGAAUUGGCUGUGUUGCUGACUUCCCUGCUGAGCUAAGAUGGCAGGCCUUGGAACUGACUAACCUCUCACCUAGACCUUGUUCUGUAUGAUCAACUCCCAGGGCAAUUCGUAUGUACUCUUGUUUAACUUGCAGCUUAUAUCUCUCUACUUCUUGGCAAUAGCAUCAUAACUCCUCUUGAACCUCGCUUCCUGCUAAAAGUAUUCUGUAGCCGUGUGUAGCAAGUGUAAAUGCCUUGUUCUUCUGCUUAUUCUCUCAGCCAAAAUCAAACAAAUAUGCGACUGUUAAUAAUGUGA
Molecule: messenger RNA, 1683 nt
Organism: Nicotiana tabacum (common tobacco)
Lineage: Eukaryota; Viridiplantae; Streptophyta; Magnoliopsida; Solanales; Solanaceae
Source: RefSeq, a predicted model, not a curated record